CUCCUUUGAUUAUCGAACUCUGUUCGUAUAGAUGUCACGUUAGUAAGAACAUAAUCAGUCCGUUACGUUCCAUCACGUCACACUGCGUCGCUUUUGGACCCAAGGUGCACAUGCGAAUAUGUUCGUUUAAUUUUAGGAGGAUAAAUAUGCGUUGAUGUGAGAAUGAGUGCCGUGGUAAAAUCUGAUUUUUAUGUACCAAAAUAUAAAAUUACCAUAACAUCGUAAUUAAUUUCUUAAAAUUACCUCGAUGAUCGUAAAGUGUCUAUAUAUUGUGGUGCCCUCCAACACUUGUCAAUAAUUUAAUAUUCUCACUGGGUGAGAUUUCACAAGUUGUUUCUGAACAUUUUACCGUAUUCGGAGGCAAACAGUUCCCCUGUAUCGACUCCCGGGAAGGUUUCGUUCUUGCAGAACCGUUCGCUCCGGAGACAGAGUGAGUCAGACGAGCCCGAGCCACCGCGGAGUGACGACCGCCACUGUGACUGACCGGAGGAUGGACUGGAGACAGUGAGUACACCAUGGGGACAGUGUUGAGUUUCAGCCCGCGAGAACGUCGCCCCGUAUACACGACCACCGCCAGCCACUGUACUACGGGACCCGGGCCGGACUACACCCUCAACAACUUCAGCUACGAGCAACUCAACAACGCCAAGAACCGCGAGCAGAAAACCAUGAGCGCCUCCGUGGUCGUGGGCAACAACAACAUCAACAAUGAGAACGCCCGGAUCAUCUCCGAGAAGAACGCUCUGGAGAAGAACUUCAAGAAGCACUCGCUCUUCAUAAACGCGCUCAGUUGGAAGAGGUUCUCCACCGCGAACAACAACAAGAAGAAGCUGGACAACAAGAACAAGAACUUGACCACUUUCCGGCAACCACUGGUCGACAACAUCAACCCCAUAGUGGUCGACAAGAACAAGAAUAUCCAGAAUAUAUCGUGCUACUACCCGCCGGUAAACUCCAUCCCCUCGUCCGCCAGCCUAGACCUCGUCCGUGCCAACAACACCAACAACAACCACAACAAUGUCAGUGACAAGUUGGCGCCUAAGGCACAGCUACUACCCGCGCCGGCACAGCAGUUGGCGCCCAAGAAGACUGUGAUCCAAGCGUCCACUUCGGAGCUCCUGAAAUGUCUCGGGAUCUACCUCCACACCAAGUGCUACCGCCUGAAGGACUUCCAGGCCGGAGACGCUGUCAUGUGGCUCAGGACUGUGGACAGGAGCUUGCUCUUGCAAGGAUGGCAGGACGUGGCAUUCAUCAAUCCUGCCAAUGUCGUGUUCGUGUACAUGUUGGUGAGAGAACUGGUGCACGGCGACGAAGUCGACAGCGAACCGGAGCUACAAGCUGUAGUCCUGACGUGUCUGUACCUGUCCUACUCCUACAUGGGCAACGAGAUCUCCUACCCGCUGAAACCUUUCCUUGUCGAGGACUCCAAGGAUCGAUUCUGGGACCGAUGUUUGCUCAUUGUCAACACUCUAUCUCGUAGCAUGCUCCGAAUAAACUCGGAGCCGGCAUUCUUUACUGAGAUUUUCACCGAACUGAAGGCGUGCGGCACACCGCCCUCCAGUACUGUCUCGUCGGCCGCUUGACCGGCUGGCACACCUAGGAAACCGACGGCGGCUUUGUUAGUGAAACUGAGUCUAGCGCAAUCGCGAGGGCAGGUCACCACCAAUCUGUGAUCCGACGGCCCGAUAUUGGCCUUAACGUCACUAACCCGCUUCAUUGUUCAUCUUCAUGCUUCAUACUUGUUUUGUAUACUGCCAUAACAUUCUGGAUGUAAAGGCUGGAGAAGUGAAGCGAACUGUGUUAUGUAAUUAUUUAUAACUGAACUUAGUUUAGUUGGUAAUCGGUCUGCUAGCUGCAGAGUAGCAAAUUUUAACGUUAUCUUAGAUGAAAAAAUCUGUUAAAGAAAUUUGUUAUACAGUACUUAUAUUUGAAGUGGUAAAAGUUUAGAACCUAAUCACGGAACAAGUGUGUUUCAAAGGUGCUAAUAGUUCUAAAACGAGGCAAAAUUAAGAUUCUGGCCUUUCUUUUUUAGCCAACUUAAGAAUGAACUUAAGAUAUUACAUCACUUUACAAAAGCUGAAACUUUAAUGUCAUCACUACUCUUCAGUGUUUUAAAUGCUGCUUUUGCUACCUUCUUUACAUUUUACUAAGUUUAUAGCAAUCCACUGUCUGAGUUGUCCGUCCAAAUAAAUCGCUUAGUUUAAGAUUACCAAACACUUGCUUAUGUAGUCAAUGGUAUUUUGGUGUGUUUGACAAACAUCUAUUUCUUAUCAUCCUUUAUUGAUAUGAAAUGUUAUUAUUGUUAUUAAUGAUUAUGACCUUUAUUUAAUCAUCAGGUCUAAAUAAGAAAAACCUCCACAGAAAAUUUUCUAAACUUUUUUGUUGUGAAAAUUAAAAUAUUGAAACAUAAAUAUGUAUUAGCUGGUAAAUUGUUUUAUAUUCUACUAUUUUUUUGAAUAUUUUCCAGCUAAAAGUGUACGUUGUAGGUGACAGAAAUAACAUCAACUCAGGUUUUACAUCAAACAUGUUACUACACAGCAGGUUUUUCUUUUAGACCUAAUGAAAUGCACAUGUCUGUGUAGAACCCUUUAACGAAGAGAGGAGAAUACAGACAGUCCAGCUCAAAACCGUGGACCAAGGUCGAGUUGACGAUGUACAUACAGAGACAGUUACAUUCCGUUCCUUCCAGGAACCGAUCAGGAUAACUGUGUGAAUUGUUACUUUUGUUAAUAUGAGUUCCGAAAUGGUUUUAGCUCUGUCACAGAGGUGUAGGUCGGCCCAGUGCAAUAUUGUUGAUAUUAUGUCGUGUUUGUGUCGUAGGGUGCCAGUUGUCUAGUCUUGCACUUAGUGAUUUAUUCAUAGUUUUAGUUCAGGUUUCUCAGUUGUUGAGGAACCACUGUAUGUUUUGUUGUUCCUAAGUUAGAACUUCCAGUUACCAUUGUUUUGUAUCCAUUUUUUGUACUUUAAGGGUAAACGAGUCGAUUAUUAUUAACAGCUCUCACUACACAAACUUUUGUAUUGGGAGAAGAAUGGAUUUUUUACACACAAGAUUUUAUGGUCAACACACUUUACAAAACAUUUGAUGUUCCAUUUGUAGUACGAAACUUGUAACAUUCAAAAAUAUCUCUUACUAUAUUAUUUGUCUACAUAUCUUUAAAAUACAAAAUUAAAACCAAAAACACCAUAUAUCUUUUACAAAUCAGCAUAGUUUUAUUUAUAAAUUUUGAGUAUUACUGAAGAAAAUUACUUCAUUCAAAUUAUCAUUCCAAAAUUUCAAGCACAUCUCAGUCGGCCAAUCAGGUGCAUUUCUGAUAUCUUACACUUUUUUUAAUAGUAGUAAUUUAAUAAUGUUUGUAGCAUUACUUUUUACUAGCAUACAUUAUAAUCAAUUAAUAUAAUAAUAUAUGUUUUAAUGUAAUUUUAACACUUUAAAAUUAUAGACAAGGUCAAAACAUGAAUUUAUAUAGUGAUAUGCCAAGUCAUAAUAUAAACUAUAAGAACUGAUUCAAUCAAUUAUAUUUUAAUACAAAACACCAUUUUUAGCUUUAGCAUAUUCUGAAUUAAUUUAUUAACCAAAUGUGUUUAAGCACUACUAUGCACCUUCAUAUAAAAGUGUUUUUACUUACUUAACAGUCAAGGUUUAUUCCACAAUAGAUUCUACUAAUUACGCUAAACAUCAGUUUCAGCUUCAGCCACUUCUAAAUUCUUCUAUCUCUUGAAAACAACAAAAUACAGACCGGUGUUAUGAGAUUUUGUUAACAUUUUAUAUAAUUUUUGUAACUACACACUCUUUUUACUCAUCCAAGAAUUCACAUGUGUCAUAUUUAUGUAGGUUUAGAGUUUAAAAGAGUUAUUCUAUUAGGUAAUGUGAAUAUUUAGGAGUAAUUUAUUAUGUAUAUUCCAUAAAUAUCUACAUUAGUUUUGUAUCUAUGAUGGCUCUGGGUUUCUUUAGGAUUUUAAAGUAAGUGUAGUAUAUUAUUUAUUUGAUAUGAAUUUAGCUUCUAAAAUUGAAGCCCAAUCACUAACAUUGCCAUCUACUAGUCUAUUAAUGAUGCAAAAGAGAGCAGGAAAAUACAGGAAAAUUCAUCUUUAAAUUAAAGCUUUAGAAACAAUGUAACAUAAUAGGAUUCAUAAAUUUAUCAAUUCAAUUCAGCCACAAAAGGAUUUAUUCACUAUUUUAGCUUUAUUCUAUAAAUUUUAUUAGUCCCUGUACCUUGCCAUACAUUCAUUAACUAAUUAUAUUAAUAACAUAUUGUACAAUAAAAGUUUUAAAAAUAAAAUGUUUGCAAAAAAUAUUUUAAUAGAUAUUAAAGAUAAGUAUUUAACAGAAAGCAAAUUCAGUACUAUAUGAUGUAAUUAGUUUUAUCCAUAAUUGUAUUUCGUAAUCACCCUAAAAUAAUGUUAAUUAAUUUAAAUCAUAAAUAAAACAAGACUAUCACACAACACAUUAGUAGAGGGUAUAGCUAGCAAAUACAUUAAGUCUUUAUCAUGUUUUAAUUUUAAUUAGCUUUAGUUUGACUUUCCUUAACUAUCAUUUAGUUUAAUUGAGUCUAAUAGAAGGUAUUAUUAUGACAAAAGAAGGAAACAAGAAAAAAAAUUGUUUUUGAGGAAUAUUUUCCCUGUGAAUGGGUUAUUAAAUGUCAAAUGUUUUAUUUAAUAAUUUUGGACAAUACUGAAAGUUACAGCCUACAAAACCAUAAGUCCUGAAUUUAUUAGAGAAUUACAUUUUCAAUACCCCCAAAAAUGUCAUACAGUAUUCUCAAUUUGUAAAAUGAUGGGCAAAAUAUUUGACCAUUUACCUAGACAUCACUUUUUUAUUCUGGUCUUUCAAAAUAAUAUAAUUAAUUAUUAACAUUAAAUUGUGAACCAUACAGGUAAAUUAUUAUUUCAGGUUAAGUAACAAUUCGAAUUGAAUAAAAAAGGAAUUGCAUAUGUAUGCCAUUUAAACAACUUUCUGCCCAAAUUUUUAUUAAUUUUAAACAUAAAUUUGUUUUAAAAAGUAAUUAUUUUUCCCCGUUGAUUAUUGAUAAAAAAUUUCUAUUUUACUUUUGUACAAUAUACAGCAUUUGUUUUCUAAACUAUAUUCAUUGAUUUGCAAACUCAUUGACCUUUAUAUUUAAAUGCGUUUAGACAAUAACCUGUUUUAAUUUUCAUCACCUUACCUUUGCAUAGUCCAACGAUCAUUGAACCAGUCCUAUAACAAAAACCCUUUUGCAACCUGGAUUUAUUUAGACUUGUCCUUAUAAUGUAAGAUAUGGUUGAAGUGGAUGCUUAACUCGCUAGUCUGAUGAACAGUGGUUGGCGACAGGUUUGUGUUCCGAUGUUGAGCUAAGAUCAGAAGCAGCUUGAAUGGUGGCUAUAUCAUUAUGUAUUUCUUUAACAUUUAACAUAACUGUGAGAAGAAGCCAAAGCUAGUGUUGACAUUGGUAUUAAAGCUCAAGAAAUGUAUAAUUUUGGUACUUGUAAAUGUAAAAAAUGGGUGAAAUUAACUUAAGUUAGAGUGUGUUUAGCGUUAGGUUAGUUAUAGAAGUUGUUAAUACAUGUAAUCAUUGUCAAUACAUUUAGGAAAUACAUGGCUUCCUUUUUUGUUUUCAUAAGAAAA
Messenger RNA from Homalodisca vitripennis (glassy-winged sharpshooter), 5602 nucleotides. It is a transcript of the gene Cdk5alpha, whose product is annotated as cyclin-dependent kinase 5 activator 1. Gene Ontology annotation, molecular function: protein kinase binding; cyclin-dependent protein serine/threonine kinase activator activity. The record is from RefSeq and is a predicted model, not a curated record. Gene Ontology annotation, biological process: positive regulation of cyclin-dependent protein serine/threonine kinase activity; activation of protein kinase activity. Gene Ontology annotation, cellular component: protein kinase 5 complex; cytoplasm. NCBI's taxonomy places the organism in Eukaryota, Metazoa, Arthropoda, Insecta, Hemiptera, Cicadellidae. The coding region runs from base 516 to 1583 and encodes 355 amino acids. The transcript is spliced from 2 exons.